Molecule: messenger RNA, 1620 nt
Organism: Salmo salar (Atlantic salmon)
Lineage: Eukaryota; Metazoa; Chordata; Actinopteri; Salmoniformes; Salmonidae
Source: RefSeq, a predicted model, not a curated record
AUGGCUCAACAGGGAGUUCUGCUGGACCAGGACCAGUUCUGUUGUUCUGUCUGUCUGGAUCUACUGAAGGAACCAGUCACCAUCCCCUGUGGACACAGUUACUGUAGGAGCUGUAUUGAGGGCUGCUGGGAUCAGGAUGUUCUGAAAGGGGUCUAUAGCUGUCCUCAGUGCAGACAGACCUUCAGUCCGAGGCCUAAUCUGAGUAAAAAUAACAUGUUGGCUGAGCUGGUGGAGAAACUGAAGAAGACAGGACUCCAGGCUGCUCCCCCUCCUGCUCUGUGCUAUGCUGGACCUAGAGAUGUGGCGUGUGAUUUCUGCACUGGGACCAGAAAGCAGAAAGCCCUCAUGUCCUGUCUGGCGUGUCUGGCCUCUUACUGUGAGACUCACCUCCAACCUCACUACGAAUUUCCUGCUUUGAAGAAGCACAAGCUGGUCAAAGCCACCGCACAACUACAGGAGAAGAUCUGCUCUCAUCAUGACAAACUGCUGGAGGUUUACUGUCGUGCCGAUCAGCAGUGUAUCUGUUAUCUGUGUACAAUGGAUGAACAUAAAGGCCAUGAUACAGUGUCAGCUGCAGCAGAGAGGACUGAGAAACAGAGGCAGCUGGGGAUGAGUCAGCAGAAGGUCCAGCAGAGAUUCCAGGAGAGAGAGAAGGAGCUGAAGGAGCUCCAACAGGCUGUGGAGUCUCUCAAGCGCUCUGCACAGGCAGCAGUGGAGGACAGUGAUCAGAUCUUUACUGAGCUGAUCCGCUCCAUUGAGAGAAGGAGCUCUGAGGUGAAGGAGCUGAUCAGAGCCCAAGAGAAGGAUCAAGUGAGUGAAGCUGAAGGAGUCCUGGAGCAACUGAAGCAGGAGAUAGCUGAGCUGAGGAAGAGAAGCACUGAGCUGGAGCAGCUCUCACACACAGAGGAUCACAUCCAUUUCCUCCAGAGUUAUCAGUCUCUCUCCAGUAUCAGUGUAUCUUCAGACUUACCCAGCAUCGUUGUCCGUCCUCUUCAGUACUUUGGAGAUGUGAGUAAGACUGUGUCUGAACUGAGAGAGAAACUAGAAGACUUCCUUAAAGGAGAAUGGACCAAGAUCUCCACUACAGUGAAUAUAGUGGAGGUUGUUCUGCCUCCAGAGCCCAAGACCAGAGAACAGUUGUUACAAUAUUCCUGUCAGCUCACACUGGACCCAAACACAGCACACACACACCUCUCUCUGUCUGAAGGGAACAGAAAGUAUCAUUGAUCAGCUCGGCCCUAAUUGAUGUUUCUCUGUCACCUGGAGCUGCAUGGAAAAUGGUCCAGGAACAAAAGGACAAUUCAGGACUAGUCAGCCCACUACAAGCUGGUAUCACUUACUUUCUACUAAACUAUAUGGACUGGUUUCCCAGACACAGAUUAAUCCUAGUCCUGGACUAAAAAGCGUGUUCAAUGUAGAUGUCCAGGAAACCGGCCCUAAAUGUGUCAUCUUUCAUCCUCCCAUACUGCUCAGUCCAGCAACAUUAAACCUGUCCAGCAGGUGGUGCUAUUGACCAAACAAUAAAACCAGCAGAUAUCUGGACUUGCCACUCAGUAUAUCAGUAAUGUUCAGAAUAGUACUUUAAUAUCAUUGGAGAUUGAUGGUCUUUUUAAUCCACUA